Molecule: messenger RNA, 1890 nt
Organism: Diaporthe amygdali
Lineage: Eukaryota; Fungi; Ascomycota; Sordariomycetes; Diaporthales; Diaporthaceae
Exons: 1
Coding region: 1-1890 (629 amino acids)
Source: RefSeq, a predicted model, not a curated record
AUGCGCAUUUCAUCAAACGCUGUCAAUGCACUGCUGGCCAUCUCAGGCGCCGCUGCCCACAGCGACUCCAAGAGGGCUACCGGCCUGGCCACACCACCUGCCCCCGAGCCCAUCGAGGUUGUCGAGCUGCCACAGCCUCCUGCUUUGGCCGACACCAGCGAAGGCGCAUGUACCUCGGACGUUAACUCGCACAGCACCGGCUGUAUACUUCGGACCGGUCUCCAGAGCGGUGACUUUACACCAGACGGCCUCCACGUAGCCGCCACAGUCACCUAUGUCGGCGCUCCAGCCGCCCCGGACCCGGCCAGCAUUUACUCCGGUGUGCAAUUCAUCCUGAUCAAGGCCGACGGCACGACCUUUCCCAACGGUGACGCCUGGAAGUGCAUCACCUGUGGCGUUCCCGAGGCCAACCGAGCCGGAGUGACAGGCGACCUGGCCUCGUACCCCCAGACAUUCCAUGACGGGACACGAGCGCUGUCCGGCAUCAACAUCAUCGACUGCGGCGGCGCCGAGCUGGCAAGUGAGGCCUGCACGCCCAACAGCACACACAUAUACCCCAUAUUCUUCGAUGACGGCACCGAGACUGGGCUCGAGAUCCGCGAGCUGCGCCUCCACCCGGACAACGUCCAUAUCACGUGGAACAGCUUCAGCGUGUCGACCGCUGGCCUACUGGACGAGUUCACUGGCAUCUCCCGGCUGCAGUUUGACGAGGCGGCAUCGAGGUACAGCCUCGUCAACACGACCAUCCUGCGCAACCCGGAGAACCCUUACCCAAUUUCCGUUGCGGAUGACGGCCGGACUCUUCUCCUCAACCGGUCCGCUAUCACGGUCGGCGAGCUGCGGGGCUGGACAGGCACCGGGAAGGAGGUCACGUACGUGGGAUACCCGGUCGAGUCCUGCAACAUUGACGUUUUCGCCGUCGACCUCGCCACCGGCGCCGUCCGCCGCCUGACCUCGCACCCGGGCUACGUCGACCCCAUCAGCGUAUCGCCCGACGACGAGUGGCAGAUCGUCCUGGACACGCGCGGGACGCAGAGGGUCGAGUUCAUGGCGGCCCUGCGCACGGUGCCGCCCGUGACGGACGUGAUCACGGCCACGGCGUGCUCGUCGGUGCGCAACAACGGCAUGCGCCGCUUCUUCCAGCCGUUCCUCCUCGACCGCGACGGCGACCGCGGCCUGUACUUUGGCCAGCAGCUCAACGCCGCCGGCAACGGCAGCGCCGGCGCCGUCAACGACCCCAACUGGAACGCCGGCGCCGACCCGCGCUGGAGCCGCGACGGCACAAAGGUCGCCUACUACCAGUGGCUGGCCGUCGACCCGGCCUGCGGGGGGGACAACCCCCUCGCGUGCGAGGCGUCGCCCUACCCGGACGGCCGCGCGGCGCGCGUCAUGGUCGCGCACCUGACCAGCCGCUCGCCGCUCGCCGUGCCCGAGCCCUCGGAGCUGGAGAUCCCGGACGAGGUCCCCUGGGCCAUCAAGUACACGCCGGGCAUGCAGAUCCCGGACCUCCCCAUCCUGCCGGCGGGCGAGUACACGCUGUACGGGUCGGCGAGCGGCCACGCCAACGUGACGGUCGUCUGGGACCCGGCCACCAACUCGAGCAUCCAGUCGGUCGCGGCCACGUACCACGACUUCUGCGACGACGGGCACAACGUGCUCGCCGGGUUCGAGAACGUCACCUUCACGGCGCUGAACCUGACGAACGGCCACUGGGACUGGUUCUCGGACUUGUCCUCCACGGGCCCGGUCGCCAACGGGACCAAGAUCACGAGUGAUGAUGGGUUCCACAUGGAGGUGGACGCGUUGUAUAACAAGUUCACCGCCAACGGCACUCUUAUCACGAAGGUCGACGGCUUUGGUCCGUGGGUGCAGCCUUGCAAUGAUUGCUAG